GUAAAUUCCCCAAAACCCCGUUUGUUUUAACCUAUCCUUUCUUCCCCUGGUGCUGGCGGCUGUUGCGACGCUCCCGACCUAAACCCUAGCCGAGGAAGCUCGAUACGGGUGGAGUUGCGGCCUAUGAGGAAGAAGAUAUAUUGAGCGAAGUGUCCGAAACCCUCGACGAGAAAGUAUCAAGGAAGUCGCGACGUGGUAUCGCAGGCGAAGGCAUCGAGCAGCUCAACGAAAUAAUUCUAAAUUCAGAUAAUCAUGUUGGAUGUGGAUUCGAAGCCCCUUAAUUAUGUUCAUGAAAACGUGUUGAGGAAAAGGAAGGCUAAUGAAGAAUGGGCCAUAAAGAAGAGGGAACGGAUUGAUGCAAGAAAGAGACGUCACAUAGAGAACAGAAAAUUCGCCAUUAAACGGCCAGAGCAGUUUGUGAAAGAGUAUCGUGACAAGGAUUUAGAUCGGGUUCGAGCAAAACAAAGGCUGAAAUUGAUGAAAUUGCCAGCAACUGCCUUGAAGUCUGAUUUACUCUUUGUCCUCCGCACGCAAGGAAAGAACGAUAUGUGCUCGCAGACAAAAAAAAUUUUGAAGAGGUUGAGGUUGAGACAUAUCCUUAGUGGUGUAUUUUUAAGAGCUAAUGAUGCGGUUCUAAGAAUGUUAACUAGUGUUGAACCAUUUGUUUCUUAUGGUUAUCCAAAUUUGAAAAGUGUGAGAGAGUUGGUUUAUAAAAAGGGCUGUGGAAUGAUAGACAAGCAACCGGUGCCUCUCACAGACAACAAUGUGAUCGAGCAGGCGCUGGGGAAGCAUGGCAUCAUCUGCAUUGAAGAUCUUGUGCAUGAGAUCUGUACACUUGGUCCACAUUUCAGGACAGUGACGAGCUUUCUACGGCCAUUUCAACUUAAAAGGCCAGAGAGAUUUCCUAAGAUGUCUAAGAGGCCUUACAAAAAUGGAGGUGAUGCAGGCAACCGUGAAGAACGCAUCAAUGAAUUUAUUGAUCUCUUAAACUGAAUGAGGUAAACACUAUUCUGUUAAUUUGUUUUUUUCCCUGAAAACUUGAUUAUAUGAAUUGUAUUUUCAUCCUUAUCUAGUUAUUUUUCAUGCUAAAAAUCUUAUAAGCAU
This is a messenger RNA of Phalaenopsis equestris, 1104 nucleotides long. Its product is annotated as 60S ribosomal protein L7-2-like. Gene Ontology annotation, molecular function: RNA binding; structural constituent of ribosome. The transcript has 6 exons. Gene Ontology annotation, biological process: maturation of LSU-rRNA from tricistronic rRNA transcript (SSU-rRNA, 5.8S rRNA, LSU-rRNA). Gene Ontology annotation, cellular component: cytosolic large ribosomal subunit. Lineage: Eukaryota; Viridiplantae; Streptophyta; Magnoliopsida; Asparagales; Orchidaceae. The record is from RefSeq and is a predicted model, not a curated record. The coding region runs from base 253 to 993 and encodes 246 amino acids.